UUACUAUUAUUAUAUUUAAUAUCAGCUCAUAGUCAAAUAAUUGUCCUCUUAAUUCCAAUUAAAAAAAAAAAAAAAAUUUGAACUUAAUAGUUAUAACGCGCCUCGCUUUUUUACUUACGAAAAAACUUGCAAGUUUUAUCGCAUAUGUGUCCCCUUGUUCGUCUAAGGAACCACAAAUUGUCGUUAAAAGAAUUCAACAAAAAACCUGAAAUAGUAAACUUUGCCUUAAGCUUAUAAAAUAAGGCUAUUAAAACGCAACGCUACAAUUUAACGACUAACUAGCAAGUACUUACUACCAAAAAAAAAAAAAAUACAUUGCGUAAUGUCAAUUACAACAAUUUUUCAGUCAGCAAAAUGACAACAUGGUUCCAACCGGUUAAGAAACAAAUGAGUAGACGAUAAACAAACAAACAAACAAAAGGACAAUAUAUGUGUUGUGAUGUAUUGGAUAUGUGUUACAUUUGCCGUGCAGGUGGCUAAGUGGUAGCACAUCUGGUGUUCAAAAUGUUGAGAUCCUCGUACAUUUAUUUAGCAGAAGGUCGGGUGAUGGGUCGACGUUUCUUUUUAACGCUGGUGAUUGGGAUGUCUGCCGGAUUUAGUUUUGCAUACAUACUGUUAACAUCGAAUGGAUUCCACCGGCAAAUUGCUUUUCAUAAGUACAGGGAAUCAAUAAGAGAUCUAGAUAAGCAUCCAAUAACUUCUAUAAGCGACCACGGCGUUGACGAGCCAGCACAUAAAGAUGAAGACAGAUCCAUAGCCGAUGAGCUGGCUAAACGCGUGAGGGUGCUAUGCUGGGUCAUGACGCAGCCGAAGAACCAUGAGGCUAAGGCUAAGCAUGUGAAGGCCACGUGGGGAAAGAGGUGCAAUAAACUGCUGUUCAUGAGCAGUGGUGAUGAUGAGUCAUUACCAGCAAUAAGGCUACCAGUGGAUGAAGGAAGAGACUUUCUAUGGGCUAAAACGAAGGCAGCUUUCCGAUACGUUUAUGAGCACCAUAGGAGAGAAGCCGACUGGUUCCUUAAGGCUGAUGAUGAUACAUACGUGGUCGUGGAGAACUUAAGAUACAUGCUGGCUGACUACGAUAGCAGAGACCCCAUCUACUUCGGGUGUAGAUUCAAGCACUUUUCACCACAGGGCUACAUGAGCGGCGGCGCGGGCUACGUGCUAAGCAGGGAAGCUUUGGACCGGUUCGUGAACAAAGCGCUGCCGACACCACAACUGUGUAACGCGGGGGACCGUGGCGCUGAGGAUGCUGAGAUGGGUAAAUGUCUGGACAAAAUCGGCGUCCGCGCAAUGGACUCCCGCGACGAGUUGCACCGCGGCCGUUUCUUCCCGUUUGUACCGCAAGACCAUCUGUUCCCGAAUAGGGACAAGGACUUUUGGUACUGGAACUACAUCUUUUAUCCUACUGAUGAGGGUCUAGACUGCUGUUCAGACCACGCGGUGUCCUUUCACUACGUUGGGCCCGAACUAAUGUAUGUGCUUGACUACCUCAUAUAUCAUUUGCGUCCAUACGGCAUUAAGUACGGGAGCGGCAUUAUGCCCAAACUGUUGAGGGGUAACGAUACUAAAGAUAUUGAAAACCGUUAGGUUUUGUAACACUGGAUAUAAUAUAAAAAAGAAAAAUAUCAUAAAGUUGUAGGAAAAAAAAAACAGAAAAAUGGGGAAAUGUUGAUAAACAGUUUGAAAUACGUGGUAUAUAGUUCAUUGAAUUUAACUGCCAUUGUCAUUUUAUUUAUUAAAACAAAAACAAUUUAGACCCGAGUUCACUGACAAAAUAAAAGUCCAAUUUUUUUCUAAAAACAAUUGUUUAUUUUGAAAAUAGAAAAAGAAAAAUAUUUAAACAGUUGUUUUAUAAAAACAAAAGUUUAAGUUGUUGGUGAACUUAACCUAAAUAGGCCAAUAUUUUAGUGUCAAUUUGAAAUCGUCAUAUCAAAAAAUAUCACGGUGCCAUAUUAUUUAUUUGAAAUUUCUUUACUUUUAGACUUCCUAAGUCUUUUGUAUUCAGUGUUACCAAAAAACUAUUUGUUUUCAAAAAUACAAAACAUUCCGAAAUGACUGCUUUGUCUAAAGAAAAAAUCUAUACUUGUAGAUAAAUGUGUAUAUGUAUAUUUGGGAUUUUAUAUUGUAAAGAAUAUUAGUAAUUAGUAAAUUAAUAUAAACAUUACCUAAACUAAGUAAACAAAACGGCAUAAUAUUUGUAAAUGUACAGUAGCGUCUGAAAAAUCUAACUUACGUAACAUGUUUUUACUUCAGAAAAAAGGAGGCUCUCACUUUUUAUACGUGACUAUUCGCUGGGUGCAUAGUAGGCCUGCCGGGGCUUGCGGGAUUAUUGUUACCGCGGUCCUGGUACAUAAAGGGCUUAAGAAGGAACAUGAUGGGUUUUAGUCAGUAAGAGUCUGACACUCCCUCACGCUGCACCCACAGUGGGAGGGGUCAUUUGAUAAUUUCCCAUCACAAGGGCGUAAUCAGUAUGAGGUGGGAGAACCAUGAAUUGAAAUGUUCAUAGUAGGUAUAUUGGGCAAAAAGCAGACGAAACACAAUAGUUAGAUAAAGAACAACUUCUUUUUCAUUUCUAUAAUAUCUUGGGAAAUGCGCAAGUUAGCGCAAUGAUUGCGCACCCAGCGAAUACUACACUGGUUAGUUUAUAUGGCCUUCGAAUAGAUAAUUAGUAAAAAAAACAUAGAUUCCUUCGAUAAUGGUUUUUGCCCUUCUUGGCAGUCGGGUAAAAACUUAUUAAUGAAUUCUUGCCUUUCAAAAAAACUUGUUCUAGUCUGAUUUUAAAUUCUGUCCUAUUACUUUUAUAAAUCGAAAUAUUUGGUCUCUGUAUAACGAAAGUCUUGAUAUAGCUUUUACAAC
Molecule: messenger RNA, 2856 nt
Organism: Helicoverpa zea (corn earworm)
Lineage: Eukaryota; Metazoa; Arthropoda; Insecta; Lepidoptera; Noctuidae
Gene: C1GalTA
Product: glycoprotein-N-acetylgalactosamine 3-beta-galactosyltransferase 1-like
Exons: 8
Coding region: 505-1587 (360 amino acids)
Cellular component (GO): membrane
Molecular function (GO): N-acetylgalactosaminide beta-1,3-galactosyltransferase activity
Source: RefSeq, a predicted model, not a curated record